AUGGGCAACGGGUUGUCCAGUGAGAUGGAAAUUUUUGCCAAGGGAGAAAUGGAAGCAGAACUCAAGCGACUUGGUGGCACGGGUGACGCCAAUGUGAAGCAGUUGCUGGAAAAAGGGUAUUACAAUGUCGUACAAUUGGUGAUCCGUCCAACACGUUCACUUUACAAUGUCGAUACCCUUGGACCCGAACGCUUUCAAGUUCAAGAGCUUCAUUUGAACCUGACGCAGGACGGCAUCACUGAGGUUAGACGCAAAGACUUUGACGUGAUCAAUGAGCGCGGCCUGCGCGUGUGCUGCUCUCACUGGCAGCACUUUAUUCGAGACAAUAGCACGCCCUUAGUCACACCCUGUUUAAUCUACUUGCACUCCAAUAUCGGCUCGAGACUUGAUGCUCUUCGUGUACGUGACGCCGCUCUGAUGCGCAGCUUUUCGGUCUUAGCUUUUGACUGCUGUGGCUCAGGUCUGUCGGACGGCAUCUUUGUGACCAUGGGCUGGAAUGAGACCUUGGAUUUAUUUGCUGUGCUACAAAGUGUUGAGACAGAUGCAUCCGUCUCGGAUGUUUGUCUCUAUGCACACAGUAUGGGAGCGUUUCCUGCUGUGACGAAUCUGGCGCUUCGAGCCGCAGGAGCAGCAAACAAGAAGAUGCAGGCGAAACUGGAGACGCUGCCGCAUGUGCUGCGUACUGGACCGAUAUUGAUCAAGCCUAUUCGUGCUAUUGUCCUGGACAGUGGGUACGCAUCGAUGAAAGAGGUGAAUGAGGGAUUGUUACGGGAACUGCAACACGAGGGCUUUGCUGUGCCUAAGACGGUCUUGAAGGUCGCCAUGACUGCUAUCAACAAGAGCGUGAAAAAGCGCACGGAUGUGGAUUUCGAACUGUUGCGUCCUGUGGACUUUGUGGAGCUCUGCUAUGCCCCUGCUCUCUUUGUGGUUGCACAGAAUGAUCGCUAUGUGUCCAAGCAACAAAGUGCCGAGCUUGCGAGCAAGUAUGCAGGGCCGUCCAAAAUACUACGCGUGGAGGGAAAGCACUACGACCCACGUGAUCCUGCCACGUACACGCAGGCAGUGGACUUCCUCUACGAUACGAUGCAUCCAAAGAUAGUUAGCUAA
This is a messenger RNA of Peronospora farinosa, 1107 nucleotides long. The record is from the annotation of a GenBank genome assembly. Lineage: Eukaryota; Oomycota; Peronosporomycetes; Peronosporales; Peronosporaceae.